Psylliodes chrysocephalus is the source of this 2493-nucleotide messenger RNA. The record is from the annotation of a GenBank genome assembly. Lineage: Eukaryota; Metazoa; Arthropoda; Insecta; Coleoptera; Chrysomelidae.
UACGUAAAUGUAAUGGGACAGAUGUGUCCGAUGUGGAUAAAAAAACGCUCGAGAUGUAAAAAAUGCAUCCGAUGUGGAUUCUCAAACGCAGCAAUAAUAAUCGCUAUAGAAGGUCUUUGGUGGCUGCCCAACUAAAGUUGUUCUGUGAAGUAAAGUUGGCUAACCUGAAGUAUUACAGUGACAGAUCACCAUGUUGGGUAUGUGAGGUUAUGUAGACAUAUUUUUUUGAAAAUGUCACAAAUAUUCGAUGGAGAAGAUUCUCCAGAUGAAAAUACAAAUUUCAAAACAAAUAACGAGUAUGCUAAAACGUACGAUGUUUGGAGGAAGAAAGAAGAAUUAAAUAAACUGAAAACAAAGUACGGAGAUGAUGUACUGGAUGAGGAAGACGAGUCUUCCAGUUCAUCAGACGACGAAGAAGGUGUAGAAAUAACACAAGCGGUAGAGAAGGAUUUCUUUAGGACGUUAUCUUGUUUGAAAAAUAAAGAUCCUAGCAUUUAUAAUAAUUCUGUGAGUUUUUUCAAUGAUAGUUCCCAGGCCAAAGUUAAGAAGAAAAAGAAAGAAAAACCUGUGUUUUUAAAAGAUUACGAGCGGAAUUUAAUACUAGAAAAAGGAGGUGUGCUAAGUGAUGAUGAAGAGGAAGUGGAAAGGCCAAAGUCUCCCACAUACAAUCAAGAACAAUCUCAGAUUAAAGAAAGUUUUAAAAAUGCAUUAGAAAAUAGUGAUGAUGAAAAUGAAGAAAACUGGGGUGGAAUUUUUCAACAAAGAACCAAGACUAAGGAUGAAAUGGAUAAGGAUGAGAGUGACUAUAAAAAAUGGUUGAGUGGUGAAAAAAACAAAUUAGGGGAUGAAAAAGUGGAAACAGAUUUAAAGCCUCUUAAAGACUAUUGGAACAAUCCGAAUUUGGACCAAGGAGAGAAGUUUUUGAGGGAUUAUAUUUUAAACAAGAAGUAUUUAGAUAAUGAUGAUAUUGAUUAUAUUCCGACUUAUGAAGAGGUUAUUCAUGAUUCAGAUGAAGAUUUGUCUAAUGAUGAAGAACAUGUAGAUAAACAAGAAGAAUUUGAGCAUAAAUAUAAUUUUCGUUAUGAAGAACCUGAUCAAGAAUUUAUUAAGAGGUACCCAAGAACAAUGGAAAAUUCGUUAAGGAAAACAGAUGACAGAAGGAAAUUAAAAAGGCAGGAAGUUAAAGAGAGAAAAAAACAUGAAAAGGAAGAGAAAAUGCAGGAUAUAAAGAAAAUGCAAGAGUUGAAAAGGAAAGAAAUAGAGGAAAAGCUGGAAAAACUCAAGGAAAUCACUGGAAAUGAAAGCCUUGGAUUUAAUGAUAAGGAUAUUGAUGGUGACUUUGACCCAGAGGAGCAUGAUAAAAAAAUGCAGGCUUUGUUUGAUGACGAAUUCUAUCGGGCACCUGAAGAUGACCAGAAACCUGAAUUUCCUGAUUUAGAUGAAGAGCUAGAAAUUGAAAACUGGGAGAGGUAUACUGGAGAAGGUGAAGACUAUGAACCUAAUUGUGAAGAUGAUGAUUUUAAUAUGGAUUGCGAUUACGACCCAAGCAAACCGAACGAUAACGAUGAUUUUAAUCUUAAAGGUCGUAAAAAACGCAAACGAAAAUCAAAAUUCGCGAAAGCCGUCAGCAAACCUAAACCCAAAUUCGAUCCGGCCGAUGAAAAAUUCGAAAAAUAUUUCGACGAAUAUUACAAACUCGAUUGCGAAGACAUAAUCGGAGACACCCCCUGCCGAUUCAAAUACAGAAAAGUCGCACCCAAUGAUUUUGGAUUAACAACAGAAGAGAUUUUACUGGCAAACGAAAGGGAACUAAAUAAGUGGUGUUCUUUAAAAAAGGCUGUACAAAUAAGAUCAGAUGACGUCGAAAGGUAUGAACAACUGGCUUAUAAAAAGAAAGGGCAAAAUAUUAAUUUGAAGAAGAAAAUUUUGCCUAGCCUAUUUACGGAAAUUCCUAAGGAACAAAUUACGCAGCAAAGAACUGAUAAUGAUACAAUUAGAAAAGAUAAUAAUGAAGAAAAACCAAUAAAUAAAAAAAUAAAAGUCGAAACAAUUACUAGCAAUAAAGAUUCUGAAGAGAAAACUAGUUUAUCAGAAAAUAAUUCUGUUAUUGGACAAGUUAAUACAACAAUAGAGAAGAAAAAACAUGGUUUGUCAGAAAUUCAGAGUGAUUUAACAGAAAACAAUAAAACUGCUCAAAACAUUACUGCAAAAACCAAUAAAACAAAAAAGAAGAAAAAAAAGAAAAAACCAAAAGCGAAGGUUGCAGAAAAUUCUGUUGGUACAGUUAAUAAAAUUGAAGGUCAACAAAGUUUUGUUGACACAAAGAAUAAGAAACGAAAAAGGAAUGAAGGAGAUACUGCGAAUGCAAGUAAAAAAAAGAAAUUUAAUAAAGAAAGAGAGAAAAAAUUGCCAAUAUCUGAUGCUAGACUCUCAGCUUAUGGAAUUAAUCCUAAGAAGUUUAAAAAUAAACUUAAGUAUAAGAAAGUGGAGUAA